GGCCUCCCCUCCCCAAUGUUUGGUAUUUUAGUAGUUUCUCUCGAUAUGACGUAAGAUUUGAGCUUGUUGUUCUGUCUCCGAUAAGUUGGAACUCUGCCAGGAGUUAGCGAUCAAAAGCUUUUGUGUUGUUCUGAUAACAGAUGUUAUGGAGUGUUACAGCUCAUUUGGCUGACUAUCGACAUCAUGAAACAUGACAGUUUCUUUGCUAUGUCUUUAUAAGGAUCGUUUGCAUAUCAAAGUUGGCCUAAGUACGGACGCUGAUAAAAUUUUUGUAAUGGCCAGGAUUAAGCUCGCUGAGGGAAGCAAAUUUUCAAAAUCUUGCAGACGUCAUAUGUGAACAGUAUCUAGUUAUUUCUACGGUUGGAAAACAAGUUUUUACCCAUCAAAAACUCCUGCAUGCAUACACUAAACAUUUCCAUCUGCAUAGUGAUUCCGCGUAGGAAUGGCCGAGUCUAGCAGUACCUUACACGUGUUAACAGGAAACAAAGAUGCAAAUGCGGUCCAGUUGAUGGCCAAGAUAUCCAGCUUGAGUUUGAAUGUGGUAAAGUAGGUCACAGGUCACUUUAGCUUUAAAUCGAUCAUGUUACUGAGAUGACCUUAUGUUAUUGUAACACAGUUACUUUGAACAAUAAAUUGUACAGGAAUAUUCUUAAAUUCAGUGCGACGGAAUCAUAUUUGUUUUGAAGUUGUACGGGAUUAUUCAAUCGUAAUAUUCGUUGGUAUUCUGUAUUAUUUCCUUAAAGCGAUUAAUGAUUUAAUCAAUCAGUCACCACCUACGUCCCACAGUCACGACAAAGAAGACGAAAUGAAAAGUUCCGUACCAUUUGGAGAGUUGCCAGCUCUGGAGGUGGAUUUACAGCUGUAUUCAGGGGUGGAGCCUAUCCUUCGUUAUGUGGCUCAGCUAGCUGGCUUCUGUCCUACUGACCCCAUUGAGGUAUUAGAAGCAGACAUGCUGUUAAAAGCAGUGGAGGAUUUCAGAAGGUGUCCUAAACCGAUGAUCCCGAAUCCAACAGACGAAGAGCCUGGCCAGGAGAUGAGAGGUCUGAUGAGAGGAGUUAGGGGGCUGGGGAGACCUCCCCGACGUGGAGGCAGGGGGAUGAGGAGGGGGAGGGGCAUGAGGCACCUUGUUGAUGACGAGUCAGGAGGGUUUGGACCAGUACGGAGACAAAGACGACGGCACGGACUGGAUCCAAUGAGCGGUGAAAGAAAGAACCCAUUCGACUUGAAGGAAGAGGAGAACACACCUGGUAAUCUGAUUCUUGGUAACCAUCUGCUGGAAAACCAUCGCCAGCUCAGAAAGAUUAAAAAAGCAAAGGAUUACUUGAUUGGAUUUAGUCGACAUCUAGAGAACAGUCUAGAUGGAGCAGAGUUCCUGGUGGGAAGCAAUCUGAGCUAUGCGGAUUUUUCUUUGUUUGCGGAGCUGAGGACUCACUUAACGGCCCAGCCAGAGUUCCUGAAACAUUUCCCAACUUUGCAGAACUGGCACAACAGCCUGGCAAACGCUCAACCUUUCAGCAACUUUAUGAACUGAAAUCUGAGCUAGUGAAAUGAAAAUGAUCAUACCUUCCGCAUUCGAUGUUGGUGUUGUUGUGAAAAUGUUGUUUUAAAACUAAAAGUGAACAAGAUACCAUAAAGCUAGGAGUAGGUGUGUUAACUCACCUCAAAGUUGAAAUACAUUCAUGAGAUUCAGGGAUAUCUUCCAGUGUGGCUGUGUGGAUGGGUCUUGGAGCCUGUUGAUAUGCUCUUUGUUGCAGCGGCUGCCACGGCCACGCCAUUAAAAUCUUAUCGAUUUAACCAACAUCACAAGCCAUCAAGUUAUUGUCAUGCUAAAUUGAAGCACCUUGAAAAAUUAGAGAAACAGAAGGCCAAAUCAUUGAAAACAUUUACCGACAAAGACAAGUAUAUCAUUUGUCUUUUAUAACGCAGUUUUCCAAAGAACUGUGUAAUAUUAGCCUAGCUAUUUAAACUUUUUAAGGUCGACUGUAAAACGGGUAUAUCAACUUCAUGUGACUUUUAAUGUAUUGCAUCUUAAAUUCU
Messenger RNA from Bolinopsis microptera, 2037 nucleotides. RefSeq lists its product as uncharacterized. The record is from RefSeq and is a predicted model, not a curated record. The transcript has 4 exons. The coding region runs from base 806 to 1531 and encodes 241 amino acids. Gene Ontology annotation, molecular function: glutathione transferase activity. NCBI's taxonomy places the organism in Eukaryota, Metazoa, Ctenophora, Tentaculata, Lobata, Bolinopsidae. Gene Ontology annotation, biological process: glutathione metabolic process.